This is a messenger RNA of Meleagris gallopavo (turkey), 2678 nucleotides long. Lineage: Eukaryota; Metazoa; Chordata; Aves; Galliformes; Phasianidae. The record is from RefSeq and is a predicted model, not a curated record.
CUGCCCAGAGCGGCCGCUCCUCUCGGUGGUAGCCGGAAGUGGGGCGGUCGCCGUGGCAACGCGGCUGUGUUUACCGGCGGGCGCGGGCGGCACCGGGGUGGCAGGUGUCUUGGGAAGCAAUGGCCACAGCAGCUCUUCUGAACCCAGUACCACUUUGCUGCUACUUCCCUUCAAGCACGGCGGUCUCUGUCUUUCAGCCAAACGCCGUCACCAUGCACAUGACCCGGCCGAAAUCUGCCAAGGGUCGCACGAGGUCGACCUUCAAUUACUCUGGGACCACGGCCACCUUUCCUUGUGCAGUGCCAUCAUCGCCAGCAGCUCCACAUGACUUACAGAGCAGCCGGAGAGCAUCAUCUUUGAAAACAGUUUUCCCCUCCGGCCAGAUAUCCCCAGAGGAGAUCCCUGAGCUCCUGCAGCAGGUGCCAUUACGGAGCUCAUCCUCCCUGAACAAAUACAGAGUGCUCCCCUCCAUUGGCCGAAAGGGAGUGGAAGGUGGAGCAGAGCAGAGCAGCCAUCUGGAUGCGAGCUGGGGACAGAAGGACGCUCCAAAAACUGCAGUUCCUUCUGGAGAGCAAAGGUCUGCCUGCAGGUCACCAGAAAGCCGUGUCCCUAAUGAAGAAGCCUUGUGUGCUCCUGAGAAGCCAGGAAGGAAAAUGAGGCAAGAGAGCUCUUUGUUAUCAACUCUCAGUUUGGAAGAACCGCUGCAGAAAGAGCCACGUUUGCUGCUUGCUAUUCGGUCUCCCUCCGGUCAACGAUUUGAACAUCACUUCAAGCCCACAGACAGUCUCCAGACAGUCCUUGCUAUAGCAGAACACCAAACAGCUGCCAAAUAUGAACGCUGCAGCAUUGAAACCACGGAGGUGCCCAGACGGAGCUUCCAUGACCUCAGCAGGUCCUUGCAGGAGUGUGGGAUCCCCCACAAGUCUGUGCUGUGCAUCCGGCAGGCUGAGCAGCAGGAUGCUGACCUGUGCCACUUCUGAAGGUGCCACUUCCCAGAGGGGAUCACGCGUUCGGGAAGACAGAAGCAGAACUGUUUUAUCUGUAAAACUCAGCUGGAUUGUGGUUGUAUUGGUGAGCAGUGGGAUUUUCUCCUCAGUUUUUCUUGUUUGAUGACUGUUAGUUAAGAGGAACUGGACAGUCAAGGUGGGAUGCUGCAAAAUACUUCAUUUAAUGCUUUUGUGCUGAAAUGAGUUAGUCCUCAGGCCCAGCAAGUGCUGCUGUGGGAGGUAUUUUUUUGGUUUUGAUUUUUGUUUGCUUAUAAUUCUGUAUUAAUUGGCUUUGAAAGAGGAAUUGGCUCACCUAGCAGUUUUGUUUUAUUGAACCAAUAUGGCUCUUGCAGAGUUGUUUUGUCAAAAAUCGUGAGUAGGGCAACUUAGUAUGUUUGUGCUAAAAAAAUUGGACAGCUUGCCACACAGCUGAGCUCAUUUUAUAAUAUCGUGAGGCAAAACCCAGGUUUUUCAGCUCAGCAGAAUCGCUCACAAGAGCAGUAACAGUAGAAAAUUCAUUCUGGUAUUGACCAAGAAUGUUGAAUUUAAUUCCAAAGUCAGUGUUCAAGGGUCCAGGUCUCUGCUGCAGCUGUUGGUAAGCCAGCUGUAGCAAUGCCAGCAUCUUCAGGGAGAGCACGAGACCUGGGAUGCUUUCAUCAGACCUUUCACAGCCACUCUGCUAUGAUAUUUGCAGCAGCCUCGAGAACGUGGACAGCUCAGGACCACGGAGGUGGGUGGUAGAAGAACAGAACAGCAGUGUUAGCGGGCAGGGGACCGGUCUGUGUGUGUGAUGUCACUUCUGCUGUCAGAGUAUUUUCAUACAGUGUGACGGUAAAAUCAAUAAAACCUUCUCAGUUAAAAUUUGAACUGGCAAUGAUUUCUGUUUGCUGGAGGCUCGGCAUCCUCUUCACCAAGCUGAAAGUGAAUGCUCCAGAGAUGGCCUGGAUCGGACAGCUCAGCCCUCCAACCAACCCUUGUGGUCUGCAGUGUCUCCAAAGAAGUGUAUUUUUCUACAGAAAAGUACAUCGAGUCUCCAUCUAGGCAAAUGCAGUGCAGCAAGAAGCUGCUGCCCCAGUUCUCCCCCUCUGCCCUUUGCAAACUGUUCCCUGUAUGAGCAGGAGGUGAAGCAGCACCUUGAGAUGUUCCUGAAUAGAAAAUGGAUCAGUGCUCCUGGCUGGGCUGCUCCUUACCUCCAGCUCUUCAACAACAAGAAGGCACGAAGAAACAAGCUGAGGCAUCGGUCGGUAUGUGUUCUUUAUUCCAAUUAAAAGUACAUUAGAAACAGCACACGGGCCCAGCAGCAGCUUUCAUGACAAUUCAACUCACUGCUGUCACGACGUCGUUCAGCUGUACCACGAAAGGAGGUGAUUGCAACAAGUCUUCCACUCUGCACGCAAGCACUCACUCACCUGCCACUUUAAAUAGGUUUCCAACAGAAUAAAAAUAGAUACACCCCAGAAUACAAAAGAGUUUAACAGUAUUUUUUUCUUUUUUUUUUUUUUUUUUCCCCCCCCCCCCCCCCCACUAAAGCCUUUAUACAAAUCGAUAAAGGGUGCACGGUUUCCUAAAAUUUUAGGUACAUUUUAAACGAGCCUCUUUUUGUUUUGUUUUGUUUUUUACUUGGUAAAAGGAUCCACGUUCCUGUCUUUGAACAGAAUAUGACGGCCAGAAUUGCAGAAUAAAUUCCUAGUU